Molecule: messenger RNA, 2607 nt
Organism: Phragmites australis (common reed)
Lineage: Eukaryota; Viridiplantae; Streptophyta; Magnoliopsida; Poales; Poaceae
Product: putative metallophosphoesterase At3g03305
Exons: 3
Coding region: 2-601 (199 amino acids)
Source: RefSeq, a predicted model, not a curated record
AAUGCAGCACGGCACGGAACCACCACGCGACUCCGUGCCGUGUGGCGACCCCCGAGCCUCCCAGCCGGCAGCGAUGCCCUCCGAGCUCCCGCCCCCGGUUCCUCUCCUACUGUUCCUACUCCUCCUCGUCCUGCGGCCGUGCGCCUCGUGGCAAGCGGCCGUCGACGACGCGUCGGUGUCGAGGUCGGCCUUCCCCAUGGACGGGAACGUGGCGUGGGUGGUGCAGGUCAGCAACCUCCACAUCAGCGCCUACCACCCGGAGCGCGCUGCCGACCUGGCGCGCAUCCUCGGCGCCUCCCUGCGUGCCAUCCGGCCCCACCUCCUCCUCGUCACCGGCGAUAUCACCGCCUUGCAGGUGUUUGUGGUUGAUUCUCAUGAUGUAAAGACUUCAAGUGGGCAGAGACCAUUUUCAGUCGAGGGAGAAAUCCAUCGUACCAAAGGUAGGCUGUCAGUUCUAUCAUCCCCUAUCCAGCAGAGAAAGGCUUACUUUUGGUUGGUCUGGUUUUUAAUGGAGGGUGCAAGGAGUAAACCUUUAUGGUUUCUCUGGUCAUAUAUGUUCUCGGCUCAUCGAAAUGCCAUGGUUUUGGGGUCGUGCAACUGAAUGGAGAAAUUGCUCGAAUGUACUUAUCUGGAUGGAGCAUGCCAUUUUAUGACAGGGGAUUGACAGGCGACAAACUGGGCAACACAGAUGUGCUCGUCAUCACACUACCUUUCCUAUAUCUGGUGGCUGUCCCUGUAAUAGUCCUAUAUAUGGCUUGUUUGCAGAAAAGGCUAUUUCUUAUUUGCAACACAGCGGAAGAACAGAAAAUUCUGCUGACUCAGCAAAUAUGUCUGCUGAAGCGGCAUGCUUGCUGUCAGGUGCUCCAAGGGCUUUACUAAUGAAAUUUUCUGACAUGAUGGUAUCCUUGAUGAUCCAUUUUUGUGGUAGCUGGACAAGGAGGGCUCUUCUACUUGCAUGUUUGAUCACUUCAGCGGUACAUUUGAAGGUGCGUCUCUCUCCUGACUUUUCUAACAAUGCAAUUUUUCAUGUAUUAGUAUCGGGGAUAAUGUAGAUUUGCGUUUCUUGUGGCAUAUUACUUUGUGAUCGAUCUUCUAUUACUACUCGCGUGCAUUUUUUUUUGGAACUUGGAAUGGUAAGAAGGCACAUAUUCAGCAUUAUUCUGCUCUACAAAGUGAUCAUGCAAGUAUAAAAAAUUAUGGGAUAAGGUACAUUGACCCUCGACCUCAAGCUUCGUCCUAGGGUCGUCGACCCUGAAUCCUUGGGGUCACAUACCAUGUCGCGAAUUGUUGUCCCGAAGUAGUAUACCUCUUUUGUACCAUACUUUUGACCGAUGUCAACCUGCAUCCUAUGACAUUGUUUUUCAACCUAGUCGAUCCGGAUUUCUAGUGACUAUGGUGCACACCUGCUUGACAAUGUGGAAGAACACCCUAACCGUGUCAGCAACAUUGUUGAGAUCCGGUGGCAUCCGGUCGAGCUCGGAGCUGCUACUGCUGAGGUUGUCGUUGAUCUAUUUGACAAUGUUGGGGAGUGUUAGUAACCAUGCAGGGAAUAGGAUUUGGAAAAACUGGUGCAAGGAUUAGAAGCAAGAAUUGGGGAUAGGCGAGAAAAUAUAUUGUAUUAGGGAUAGAACAUAUUCGUUCACAGCUCUUGUUUUAAUAUCUCCCAAUUAUUACAAGGGUUUGGCCUCAGCUCUUCUUACGUGCCGUUUGGAUUGUUGGAAAUGUGUGGUUGGUUUGGGAAAUGGGAGGUGGGAUGAAGCUUUUUCGAUGUUUGGUUGAUGGGCAAUGGGUUUGGGAAUGGGAUAUAAAGACUUCAUUUCUCACCCUUUCAAACCCAGGGCAAGGGUGGGGUAGAGGUGAGAAACGUACGAAAUUCCAUAAUUGCCCUUCGUGAUGUUGCUCUUUAAUGGCUGUCUCUUUAUUUUGAAAGGUCAUUUGAUUAUUCUAACUAAUUUUUCUAUCCCUGUCCCAUGCCAAACCAAACAAAGGACUGACAAUAAAAUCUUAUAACCAUAUCUCAUACCCACCUCAUUUCAUCCUCCAUUUCACUUUCCAAUGCUGUAUCCAAACGCUACCGUACUUGCUAACCCAAUCUUCACUGUUAACCCAUUAGUUAGGCUUAGUCUUGCACCCGGUCCUUCUAGGCCCCUUUGCCAAGUUCUGCUGGUCUUCACGGCUUGGGUCAUCCACAGGAUGGGCCUUAACAGGUAGGCACUCGACGAUGAUGAUGGCUUUUAUCUGCAUAAGCCGCUGCGCGAGGACUGGAAUGCCCACCAUGGGCUUGUCGUUCUUCGAAAGCAAUGGGUGGUACUAGAACAGCAGCUCCUCCUCGACGCGCGCCUGGUCGUUGUUGGAAUUGAUCUCGGCCUUAUCCCUGACGUGACCGAGAUAAAAGGAGGACCGUUUGCCCUCCAUGCGCUCUGAUCGGGAGCCCCAACCAACAAAUGGUGGUGGUCCCACCUUGUGCUGCGCUUGAUAUAAACCAGGGGGGAGUCCCGUAGGGCAUGUGACUAGAUUUUCGCAUGUUAGGCUGAUCUCCCCCCCCACAACUCUAAUCCGAUCCUAAGAGAACGCAGUAAACAAGGUGAAGGCUACUGCCGCCUCCUC